This is a messenger RNA of Priapulus caudatus, 6057 nucleotides long. Its product is annotated as pikachurin-like. Gene Ontology annotation, molecular function: calcium ion binding. Bases 189 to 2795 code for a protein of 868 amino acids. Lineage: Eukaryota; Metazoa; Priapulida; Priapulimorpha; Priapulimorphida; Priapulidae. The transcript has 15 exons. The record is from RefSeq and is a predicted model, not a curated record.
GUGUGUCGCGGCUGACAGCGUCUCCUGUUUAGCAAAUGUGAUUCCUCACCAACCGCGGGGAAGGUCACGCCACUUCACCGAUCAGCGUGGAAGAAGUAGCAACGACAAGGCGUCUGCCGACAACAACCUACUCCUUGCUCGUGCGUGUAGUAGUGACAGCCGAGGACACGAGGUGAAAGACGAGGGAGAUGGCAUCGCCGUGGAAAGUAGGCUUCUUCAUAUUCGCGCUCUUUCUCGCCGCUCCGCAUCCUAGUUGGCAAAAAUUGGAGGCUGUUUUUCAAGGUCAGUGUACACACCUCAACCCGUGCGAGCACCGCUGCAUCAACCAGGUGGACAGCACGUUCGAAUGCGCUUGCUUCGAGGGCUACGAGCUGUCUCACGAUGGAGCCAGCUGCCGAGAGAUCAGAAAGACAGGAGCCGCUGCCGCCCACAUGGCCGCGCGAGGCCACGUGAAUCUCGGCGACCCCGAAGUGGAGACGGACUACCUUCCUGUCGACGACAUGCCCGAGCCAGCCGUCGUCGACGACGCGCGCUGGUCGGACAUCACGGCGCCCUCUGACGGCGACACGACGCCGCAGGUGUCCGUGCGCGAGACGACGAAGACGGAGCGCUCGUCGUCGUCGUCGUCGUCGGUCGUCGCGCGCGUCGAGCCGACCGACCUGACGCUGGCGAACGCGACGCGACGCGACGUGACGCUGACGCGCGCGAUGUCGCCGCACGCCGUCGUGCGCAUCGACAGCGCGCUGCCGCAGCUGAUCUUCGCGAGCUGCGACGAACUGGUGUGCGACAACGGCGGCCGUUGCGUCGUCGCUGCCGACGACGACGAUAACGAUGACGACGUCGCCGAGCCCGUGGCGCGGUGCCAGUGUCCGCUGGGCUCUCACGGACAGUUCUGCCAGCACCGAGUCGUCAUCCAGUGGCCGAGAUUCGCCGGCGACUCCGUGCUGCAGUUUCCCGUCCUGGAAAACUCCUGCACCGCCUUCAACGUGACGGUCGCCUUCCGGCCGGAGGCACUAAAUGGCGUGCUGCUGUACGGCGGGGAACACUACGACCUAACGGGCGAUUUCUUCAUGAUAGGCCUGCGAGCUGGAAAGGUAGAGUUCAGAUUCGACUGCGGCAGUGGCGUGGGCAUUAUCCGCGCACCAAAGACUGUAACCCUCGGUCAGUGGAACACCGUCCACCUGCGCAGGAAAGGCGUCCGUGCCUGGCUGUCCGUCAACGACGGGGAGCCCAUCUACGGCAAGGCAUUGGGUUCGCACGCGUGCCUAUCGGUGCAGGAGAAGCUGCACCUAGGGGGCGCUGCCGACUUCUCGGUCGUCGCUGCCAGACUCGAGAUGAGUGAAGGCAUCGUCGGCUGCGUGCGUGACUUAAUCGUUAACAACCACGCGUACGACCUGCGGCCGCUGCCGAGGGGAGAGGCAGUGGCGGGAGUUAACGUGGAGGAGUGCAGUGCGCAUGUGUGUGACACGCUGACGUGUAGGAAUGGUGGCAUGUGCAUGCCCCUGUCUCCUGAUGCUGCCGCGUGCGAGUGCCCUCUAGGCCACCAUGGACAACAUUGCGAACAUUCUGCAGAAAUCCACGUUCCUUCGUUUGAUGGCACGUCCUACUUACGCUAUCACGGGCUCGAAAACUCUGCUCUCUCUUUCCUCGAAAUGGAGAUUGCCUUCAAGCCGUACGCACCAGAUGGCGUGAUUCUCUACAAUGGAAAUCCACGGGAAGCUGGGGCGCCUGAGGAUUUUAUUUUACUCACAAUGACAGAUGGCUAUCUAGAGUUUAGAUGUGAUUUGGGCACUGGUCAAGCAAAGAUUAGGAGCAUGGAGAGACUUGACAUGGACCAGUGGCACACCGUACACGUGAUGCGCACGGGCCGCGACGCCAUCUUGCAGAUCGACAACCAAUCACGCGUGGAGGUGCUGCUACGUGGUGGAUACACUGAGUUGUCGCUGCAUGGAGACCUGUACAUUGGUGGCACGAGAUCAAAGGACGACAUCACGAGUUCGCUGCAAACAUUGCAAAAUUUCUAUGGCUGCAUCCAGAAGGUGUCGAUAAACGGAGUGCGUCUGCGCCUGAUACAGUCGGCGCUGGUCGGGGUGAACGUCGCCAACUGCCUGCAUCCGUGCGCCGGCGAGCCAUGCCUCAACGGGGGCGUCUGCAACGCCGAGAAGGACUCCUACACGUGCGACUGUCGGCUGGGAUUCACAGACUACAACUGCGAGAAAGAAAUUGGUAUAGAGAAUUUGAGGCAGGCCUCUGCACAGUUUACUGGCAGAAGCUACCUGUAUUACACACGGGAGGAAAUUCUGUCCAGGAUCGCUGGAAAGGUCAACUCGAUUCAGAUUUCCUUUAGGACAAAAGCCAGCAAUGGUCUGCUGUUAUGGAGUGGGCAGGAGAAGAUGUUCGCGAACAGCGACUUCCUCUUUAUCGGCAUCAUGGACGGACACUUGGAGUUCGGAUACAACCUUGGCAGUGGCGUGGCCAUCAUACGCGACAACAGCACGUGGGUCGGCGACGGCGCCUGGCAUACAGUGAAGGCGAUCAGGACUUCGCAGGAAGGCUCACUAGUAGUGGACAUGGGCAGAAUAGCUUCUGCAGAGUCCCCCGGUAGACUCCAACAGCUUGAUAUCAACACUGGGCUGUAUGUCGGUGGCUCUUACAACGUGGAGGCAUCAACGCUUAGGCGAUACAACCAGGGAUUCAGUGGUUGCAUCUCUAGUAUCAUACUGGGAUCAGACCUGAGAGUGAUGGUGUUGAAAGAUGCAUCCAUCGGUUGGAAUGUGGACCAGUGCGCUGGCUGAGUGUCGUCUAGUCACACUGUAAACCUAGCUAUUUUUUAAAUAUCCAAUGCAACAGAAAAUGUGUGUCUUCUUACACUUGCCCGCGUGCCGUUGUUAUGACCUCCCACACGUCGAUUUAUAUAACACACGAAAUCUGUGAAUUCGUAAUAUUUUUUAACUAGUACAUCAUCUGCUAACAUGUUUGGAAAGCCGCGCAGACAGACUUGUUAAAUUCCAUUGACAGUGGUUGUCAUCAUUCCUAACGGGCUCAAAUCACUUGCAACGAUGCUGACUGAAAAAGUAAUUAGGUUUACAGUAGCAGAGAUACACAAGUGCUCAAUCUUUAAGCAACUGGUAAGAACCUCAGGGUGUGUUUCUUUAAUUGGUCACCGUGACACUGCUUGUAUGGAAAUUUCCUCUGUGUACUUGAGCCCCGCACACCCCGACCCCUUCAUCGAUAGCCAAUCGAGACUAUAUCAGCUCAAUACUGAUUUGCAUCUUUUAAUACCUGGGAAUGGUGUAAGAGGCAUUACGAGCUGACACGGCGACCGAUUUUGACCAUCUACUAUGAGUGCACUCUUACAAUGGAAAACAAAUCAACCGAACUUCAUGUCAAGUGAACUAAAGAACGUCGCGACCGACCAACUUUGAGCUCCCUUGACGAUGCCAAUCGCAAGGAGUUCAUUGAUGUCCAUUUUCAUAUGCGAUAAUGAGAGGACAGGUCAUUCUCUAUGCUGUCUCGAUUCACCAAUACCCGUGAAAAGCAACUUUCGACUUUUAUUUGCAUCUCACCAGCACAGUUGAAGUGAUUCGACAGUAGUGGCACAUGGUUUCUGAUAUGGGAGUAAACUGUAAAUACGGUGUUUUACGUGCGUUUCCAUCAGAAUUAAGGCUACGCGCCCGUGAUAUCAUAGCCAGUCACUGCCGAACGCGAAAUCAUGAUUUCAUUUGAAAGUAGAUGGAAUGCUCAAAUCGUGUGCGCGUAUUCGGAAACGUGUCCCGUCUUAGGAGAUGUAUAAUGUUGUCUUGUGGUAAAAUCUAAAUCCAUGUAUAGAUUCGGACUGACCAACGCUGAGUGACAGCAGAAGGUUGAGCUACUGAGCCGCCAUAUUGCCAUGCCAUUCGCACGUGGAAUUUCCUGGCAAGGUUACCCCAGACCACGGCUUCCUUUUCUUCAUUGGCGUACAUUUCGCGUAACUUGUGUGGGUCGUGUUAUACGACAGGUUCCGGUCGUCUGAUUGUAAUCGAAUGUGCCCCGAGACGCACCGGGAAAAUGACACCUUGCACCACACACAUUCGAAAAAUGGCGGCAAUGCCGAUGUUGCUGGUAGUUGCUGCAUUUACCAAGAUCGUUUCACCCCGGUGUUAGAUAUGGAAAAAUACCAUAUGCUUAUUUCAUCAGUCACUUAAUCGGUUUACCGCGUUAACCUGACCAUAAGUAUGCUCAUCUAAUUCAGCAAGUGAUGACUCGGGUGUUAUCUCGGGCGUUGCAGUUCGACAUGUCAUUUCCUAUAUUGUGUCUGUCAUGAUCAUGGUACUUAUACUGACUAGCCCGUGAAAUCGUACGUAUGUUUGCGUGUAGCAUCGCUGUAUAGCAUUUUUGACAUGUAGCUUUUUGAGUGAAAUGAACGUGUAUUUACGCACGCCUGUGUGUUGCAGAGGCAGUUGUGAUGGAUGGGGGGUUGAGAUGUAAAACAUAUCACACCUGGCUUUCCUUAGUCUUGUCUGAUGAGCGAUCGGAAACUCAUGCGAUAUGUGAUUACAUCAGGAGUGUAUAAUAUAGAGAUAUAUGGAGAUAUAUAUAUCUCUAUAUUAUACACUCCUGAUGACAUCGCAUCUCAUGGGCUCGGAUCCACGUUGUACAGAUCUAUUAUAUCGGAUCGCGUUGAUCAAAUGUCUUGGUUUGAUAUAAGAUAUAGCACCUAUUCACUGAAGACACGUCACUAAGAGGAAUAACGAAAUGGAUUAUAUACGCUGAUGGAUUAUGCUGUCUUUAUACUCUGUAUGCUGUUGAUAAACACGUUAAAGCUUUUUAAACUGGUAAACGUCGCGGUUCAACAGGUUGACAUCAGUCUUCAGUAAAUUUGACUCUGGGCAUUUUCACGCAGAUAUUAUCAUAUUAAAGAGAUGUCCCGAUUCUUCGAAAAACUACGGACCUGCGUUUUCAGGGCUUGCUAUCAGUCGGUCAGGACAGCAGAGCUGUACCUGCACUUAACCUUGCUUCCUUUCAAAGAAAGGCUGGUGUUAGUUUAACUUGUCAGAUGUUUAAAGCUGUUGUAACUGUUGAAGAUUCUGUAGUGGGCUCCGUGUCCACUUUCCACAUACAAACAUUCCGCAUUGUAAAUAUAUAGCGAGCGAAGUUGCAAUAUAAUAGGGAGCAUUUUGCGACAACUAUUGCGUGCUUGUGAAUAUCAGUACUACAGGUCACGCGUAUUUAUUACUAGGCUUAUUAGAUUUAUUUUAAUAUUGUCGAGUGUGUUGAUAACGAACAGAUGUCGCGCGAGUUUUGUCGUUGUGAGACUUUUAUUUACAAAUACAGAAUGUAGGACCAUGUAGAGAUGUGUAAUGUCAUUUGAGAUACACUGACUGACUAUACACUUACACUUUGUAGUCCGAAUAGCUACAGGUAAGUUUUUAUGUUGAUUUGAUCAGUGUGGUUAUUAUUAUUGUUAUUAUUAUUAUUGCUUUUGAUAAUAAUAGCAACGAUAUUUAUAUAACUACGUCAUUAUACAUUGGUGAAAAUUAGUGUCUAGCUAGAUCUAUAGGCCUACUGAAACAGCUGGGUCUAGUCAUUUGAUCACGCGUGAUGUUUGAAGUUACGUAGAAGCUAGAUGACUCUUAUGAUAUGUAAACACAUGUCUUUGUUUCGGUGUGUGAACAGUUAGGUGGAUUUGUGCGUCAUUUCUAAUUUUACCGACACAGCCUGUAAUAUAUUAUAGGCGACUGAUUGUUGCCACUCGUGUGCAUUAUUUCGUAAAAAAGGCCCGCAUUAUUUCAGUGUAUUUGUUCACAUCAUAAAAGAACGCGCCUGUGAGAGAUGCGCGUGCGAACACACGGAGUUGUUUUCAAUAUCAGUCAAUUGAAAUAAUUUACUGAUGCACGCUAUCAAAGACGUAAAGUUGGCGUAGUUUGUUUCAGUGUUGACCACGAAAGUGUGCCAGAUGUUCACGAUAAAUUCUGUAAUAUUUACAAUUUACACAGUUUACAUGAAAUGAGUUGUCGCGUGUUGUUAUGAAUGUAGUUUGGCGUUUUCGUAAAUAAAACUGUGACAAAUAGUGCGAAA